Saccostrea cuccullata (small rock oyster) is the source of this 1487-nucleotide messenger RNA. RefSeq lists its product as uncharacterized. The record is from RefSeq and is a predicted model, not a curated record. The transcript is spliced from 5 exons. Bases 198 to 929 code for a protein of 243 amino acids. Gene Ontology annotation, molecular function: calcium ion binding. Lineage: Eukaryota; Metazoa; Mollusca; Bivalvia; Ostreida; Ostreidae.
AGAAAAGAAAGGGUUGAAAUUUAAGUUAUAGUGAAUCUUUAAAUUUAAUUGUUAUAUGCGUACUUCUUUGGAUUAUGUUUUACUAAAAAGAGGUUUUACUUAACACCAGUUAGGGAAUUGAAGUGGAAUUCCAGGUUGAUAAUUAGUAACACCGAUUUUAAUUAUCUGGAUUUGCCUUACAUGGUUUUGUGGUGAGAAUGGCCGAGGGAGAAAAUGCUACUAUUCUGACAUAUGUUCGGGAAAAAGAGGCGGCAAAAGAAGAAGUGAAAAAGAUAGAAAAAGAAUUAGCCGUCACGAAAUCCAAACUGUACGACGCAAACCUAAAGAUUGACGAGCUCAAAGAAAAGAUAAAGACGUUAGAGGCGAGUAAACCCUCCACAAAGACACAACCUGCAAAGGCGGCAAAUGGCAAAGCAAGCAGCAAUAAUAAAGGAAAUCCCGGUAAAAAAUCAGCACCCCAAGGUAAAAAGUUAGGAGGGAGUGCAGACAAAGCCUCACUAGCUCCCCCAGCAGACUCUGGAGCCUCCAGCAGGCCGGGGUCAGCCACGACCCGUCACCCUCCUAUAGUCGGCAAAGAGGCCCUCUCACAGGACUCCGUGGAGUACUACAGAGAAAUAGGAAAACAAUUUCCAGAUAUCAAACUCUCAGUCGUUAUGGAUGCAGAGAGCAAAUUCAACCAAGCAGACCUCAACGGAGACGGGCAAAUCGACAAGGACGAAUUAGAUCGAGUUUUGGCCCAUCAUGUGGCAUUGUUUACACCUGCCAUGAUUCAGGAACUGAUCAAAGAAAUUGACCAGGAUGAUAAUGAUACACUGGAAUUCAUGGAAAUUUUAACGAUAUUGGAUAAAAUGGGCAAAAGGAGGCAGAAAUUGUCCAAUAUACCCACAGCAAUCCAAGACAAUAGUACAAAAGUCUGUUCUAUACAAUAGUGUCAGGAGGAUUACCAUACAAACUCAGGACUACAAAUCUCUUCUAAACAAUACUGUUGUGUAGUGAAAUAAUCAUAUAUAAAACUCAGGAGAAGACUAUUCUGUGUCAUGAGGAUUGGUGCAAAACUUGGGAUUUCAUUUGUGAUAUUAAGAGGCUAAAAUUUCAAGACUGACAAAAGUGCAGCAAAGGAACAAAAUGAAUCAAUGUCAAAAGGAUGCCAACAGGGCUUAAUCCCCAUGGAGUCAAAAAGAAAACAGCUGCUUAGGAAAUAUAAUUUUACAGAUUAAACCAUUUAAUUUGAUUUUUAUCUCAGCAAUAAGCUGUUUAAUCGAAUACAAAUCCCCACUAGAAAUAUCACCCAGUAGGCUUUAGUUGCAUUUUAAUUAAUGGUCAUGUUAUGAUCUACUUUAGAGGACAUAAAUAUAUUAUUUAUAUGUUUAAAUGCCAUAAGGUAUUUAAUGUUUUCAUUUAUUCAGGUCAAUCAAAAUUCUGUUGUUUAUUUUAAUGUCUCAAUGAAAUUAAUACUUGGUUUUUGUCCAGGAUUGAAAAUCUAUAUA